AUGCUUGGUAUCUACAAGUACAAAGAUGAUCUCACGGUGCCAGGCACCACAGUUCUACUGGGAGAUAAUGCAGUGCUUGGAUUUUGGGGUUUAAAAAGCAAAGCGAAGGACUCGGAGGUCAUUCUCAUCCCACAGCCUUCGAAAAGUCCAAAUGAUCCUUUGAACUGGCCAACAUGGAGAAAACAAGUUCACUUCUGGUCAUUAUUUUGGUUCUCAACAAUUAUGACUUCAUGUGCUAAUUUCGUGGGUCCCAUCUAUACCAACAUGGCUAUAGACUUCAAUGUCUCGUACAAUGCUCUGAACACUGGUGCCGGUGUAGCUUGGUUGAUGUUGGGUGUGAGUUGUUUGUUUUCUCAACCUCUAGCUCGCAAAUUUGGAAGACGUCCUGUUUACCUUUCCGCGACCCUUCUCGUCGUGAUUUCUGGUGUGGUGUUUGGAUCGCCUUAUACCUUUGGAAGUUACAUGGCUUACAACGUCCUGGUGGGUAUUGGAUCAGGUCCAGUAGACUCUUUGAUUGAAGCGUCCAUUGCUGACAUUUUCUUCCUUCACCAACAUGGGAAGUACAUGGCUAUUUUUUCCUUAGCUCUUGGAUAUGGCAGUGGAUUUGGUCCUUUGAUCGCUGGAUACGUGUCACAGAAUAUGAGCGUUCAGUGGUGUGGAUUUCUGACGGCCAUCAUCGCUGGUUCAUUUCUCGUGUUUCAAAUAUUCUUCCUUGAGGAAUCUUUAUUCCAAAGGAAAAUAGACGAAGAGACAACUCAGAAUCUUCUAACUGUCGCUCUCUCAAAUGUUUCUGGAGGUGGUCUUGCUGAUUCCAAGAAUCUGAUCCAAGAAGAGAUCAAGCAAACUCCAGAAGACUCAUCAAGUCUUACAUCCAUGAAGCCUCGAACCUUUUUGCAAAGGAUGAAACCAUUUUCUCUGUUCGAAUCGGAAAAUGUUGGAAUUAUUGGUUUCAUAUUUGGUCCUCUGGCAACAGUAAGAUAUCCUGCUGUCAUUUGGGCCGCCAUUGCCUAUGGUAUUCAAUGCUGGUGGCUUUCCUUGAUAUCGCUUUCUGAAUCUGAAUUUUACGCUGUUCCUCCAUACAACUUCUCAAAUGAUUCGUUGGGAUUGCUUAACAUUGCAAUGAUCAUUGGUACAACAUUUGGCACUUUGUAUGCUUCAACGUCGGACACCUUCAUGUUUUGGGCUACAAAAAGAAAUAAGGGGAUCUUUGAGCCGGAACCACGUCUAUGGAUGAUCUCUGUGCCUCUCUUCUUCAAUGUGGUUGGUAUAUUCAUGUACGGUCUCGGUCCCUACUACGGGGUUCAUUGGAUCGUUGGGGCAAUUGGUAUAGUGAUGAUAGGUAUGUCGAUGUCGAGUAUUACAGCUCUGGCUUUGACUUAUGUUAUGGAAUGUUACCCAGCGCAGCUUGCUCAGUGUAUGGCUUUCAUUCUAUUUGUGAGAAACAUUGUGGGUGCAAUAUUUACCUGGGUGUUUCAAUAUUGGAUUGAUGGUGUUGGCAUGGUCGGCACUACUGUCAUGUUGGCGGUCUUCUGUCUUGUAGUCAAUGGUGUGUUUCUUCCUUUCAUCCUCUGGGGAAAAACUUGGAGAAAACGCACCCAGAAAUGGUACUCAAAGCAUCUAUAA
This is a messenger RNA of Kuraishia capsulata CBS 1993, 1623 nucleotides long. RefSeq lists its product as uncharacterized. The transcript has a single exon. Gene Ontology annotation, molecular function: transmembrane transporter activity. Lineage: Eukaryota; Fungi; Ascomycota; Pichiomycetes; Pichiales; Pichiaceae. The record is from RefSeq and is a predicted model, not a curated record. The coding region runs from base 1 to 1623 and encodes 540 amino acids. Gene Ontology annotation, cellular component: fungal-type vacuole. Gene Ontology annotation, biological process: transmembrane transport.